UUAGACACGCGGAUUUGCUUCUGUUUGAUGAUUUAAUCAGUAACUAAAUUAAUAGUUCGAGAUGAAUAGUCUGAGUAAUGAUUAAAGAAGGCGAUAAUGUAAGUAACAAUCGAUAGGGACUGGGCAAGGCCGCCGGGAGAGUGGGGGUAGGGAGUAGAAAAGUCAAGAAAUUAAGUAAAAAAAUCUGUGGAAGAAGUAAGCUGGAUCGGUCCUGUGGUCAAGUGGUGUAGGUAAUUUACCUGCUGACGGUGGCUGCUGACGUGCUCAUUCCACUUCUUCAACAUUACCACGAAACUAGGAGUGGGGACUCGGUAUAUAAACAGAAGUCACUCUAUUGGUUUUGUUUCUAGAGUGAAUUGCGUACUCUGUGGCAGGAUAGUGGUGGUAAAAAUUUUAGAUUUUUUUGACAAAGUCUUCUUUCGUGCUUUUGCCUAUAUAGGUAGCCGAAAGUUGGCUAAGUUUCUGUCUGAUCCAGCUGUGUAGGGAUAUGGGGGAGACGGAAGUAGUGGAGUUUUGUGAUCGAGUGAUCAGCCGCACUAGCAAGAAGCACUCCUCCGCCUCCCAACGUCGGGUCUUGAGAAUUAUUCUUAUCGAUGCUGAUGCUACUGAUUGCUCCUCUGACGAGGACUAUGAUCAUGACUAUAUAGUCGGGAACAAGAGAAAGAGGAAGAGGAGGGUGGUUAAAAGACAAGUGUCUGAGAUCAACUUCACUCCUUCUGCUAGUGCUACUAAUAACAGAAGGCGUCGAGAACAGCAGGAGGAAGAGGAGGUAUCUGAUAGAUCAGCUCCUCCUCCACCUCCUGCUCGUCCGCAGAGAAAGUACAGGGGCGUGAGGCAACGCCCCUGGGGGAGGUAUGCUGCUGAGAUUCGUGAUCCUGUCAUGAGAAAAAGGCUCUGGCUGGGCACUUACGACACCCCUGAAGAAGCGGCUGCUGUCUACGACACAGCUGCCAUCAAACUCAAGGGUCCUGAUGCCAUCACAAAUUUCCCUCCACCACCUGAUCAAGUAAACACAAACAUUUCUUCCCCUGAGAACAAACUGGUUGAAUCAGCCACUACUCCAGCUGCAGAGCCUGCGCUCCCUGCUGGCGCUCUGUCCCCGACAUCAGUACUCCCCUACAAUGACGACGAGGACCUAGCCACGUUUGGCUACGGAGAUGUUGAUGCCUUUGGUUUUCAGAUAGAGGACCAGCUUGUCCCUUUCUGCUUGCCCGAUAUUAUGCUUUCCAGGACCUACUCCAGGACUCGUGUCGACGACCCAGAUUUUGCCGAUUUUGACCUCCUACACGAUUUUCUACUUUAAUCAUUCGAGAUUCAACUCAACAUAGUUGUCUAUUUGGACUUUUCCCAUAUUACUAUCGCAUCUGCAGUAUAUAUAGGAGUUUUUGUAAAAUUAUAUUGCCACAUAUUACAGUAUAGUAUAGGUGAGUGAUGGCUGGCUUGGCUCCGUGCUAAUUCUUCAUGAUCUAUGUGACUGUAUAAUUCUCAUAGAUGUAUAUCAAAUGAUACAUUCUUAAAUAAACACAGCCUCCAACAACUCAUAAAAAA
Molecule: messenger RNA, 1548 nt
Organism: Daucus carota subsp. sativus
Lineage: Eukaryota; Viridiplantae; Streptophyta; Magnoliopsida; Apiales; Apiaceae
Product: pathogenesis-related genes transcriptional activator PTI6
Exons: 1
Coding region: 488-1303 (271 amino acids)
Biological process (GO): regulation of DNA-templated transcription
Molecular function (GO): DNA binding; DNA-binding transcription factor activity
Source: RefSeq, a predicted model, not a curated record